Messenger RNA from Didymella exigua CBS 183.55, 1050 nucleotides. RefSeq lists its product as uncharacterized. The transcript has a single exon. The record is from RefSeq and is a predicted model, not a curated record. NCBI's taxonomy places the organism in Eukaryota, Fungi, Ascomycota, Dothideomycetes, Pleosporales, Didymellaceae. The coding region runs from base 324 to 797 and encodes 157 amino acids. Gene Ontology annotation, molecular function: oxidoreductase activity, acting on the CH-OH group of donors, NAD or NADP as acceptor.
CGGAACAGGGGUUACAACACACAAACAAUCAACUGCCCUGGUUCAAUUUGAAAGGGGGAAGACAUACACUUGCAAUUGGCUGGCGAACUUGACAUUCCAAAUCACAGCUUCGCAACGACGCCCCUGUCUACCUACCCGUCAACCCUCGGCCUUGACUCGGACAUCCAUGUGAGACCACAACGAUGGCGGAAACGAUCCUCAUAACAGGUGUUUCACCCGGCUUAACUUAGGGCUGGCAUUCCUACACCACUACGCCUCGCAGACACCGCCUCCAUCAAUCAUCGCCCUCGACACCGCUCAACUACCAUCCAACUUCUCCAAAUAUGAAAACAUAUCGUUCUCUCAGGUCGGCAUUGCCUCUGAUUCCAAGGUUAAGGUUCUGGUCAUUAAGCACGUUCACAACCCCCAUCAACCCCCUAGUCCAUCACGCCGGGAUCCGUGGCCUCAUCCCCUCAAUCGUGCGCUCUCAACGUGGCAACGUCGCAGCUGCCGAAACGCUUGGAGUAAUGGACCAUUCCACGUUCACCACAACCUUUGAAGUUAAUACCUGGGGCACAUUCAACGUCAUCACAUCAUUCUUACCUUCCCUCAAUCUCGCUACAAAUGCUAAGUUUGUGAUCCUAAGCUCGCGGGUGGGCAGCGUGGAAGCGAACACAGCGGGCGCUGGGUAUGCGUAUCGGGCUAGCAAGGCGGCGCUGAAUGCGGUAGUGAAGAGUUUCGUGAUCGACCUGCCGGAGGUGGCGUUUCUGUUGCUGCAUCCUGGGAAGGUGGAGACGGGGCUUGUGGAGUGGAAAUAGGAGGGGGCUAUUAGUUCUGAGGAGAGUAUGAAAGAUUGUCUGAAGGUCAUUGAGGGGUUCGAGAGGCAGAAUAGUGGGAGUCUACUCGAUCGGUUUGGAGUGACCGUUCCGUGGUGAUUUGCAAAUGAGAACAGCGAUAGUGAUAGCUACGGUGCACUAGAGGGGUAGACUAGAGAGCCAUAUAGAUCAGAAGAGUGGUCUGAAAGAACCAAAUCUGGAGUCAUCGUUCAUAUCGUGGGUACUACGUCUUCCU